Messenger RNA from Zerene cesonia (dogface butterfly), 7742 nucleotides. RefSeq names its product serine/threonine-protein kinase 10 (gene Slik). The transcript has 28 exons. Gene Ontology annotation, molecular function: ATP binding; protein serine/threonine kinase activity. Gene Ontology annotation, biological process: protein phosphorylation. The coding region runs from base 285 to 5573 and encodes 1762 amino acids. The record is from RefSeq and is a predicted model, not a curated record. Lineage: Eukaryota; Metazoa; Arthropoda; Insecta; Lepidoptera; Pieridae.
GUUGACGAAAUCAAAAUGGCGUCUUUCACGGGAUAGUGAUUACCUACAUCCGCCGCAUACUGUAGAUUGAUAAAAAUAAUCGUGGUUUUGAAAAAUUUUAUGUGCAAGUACUGUUUGUGAACAAUAUUGUAAAGUGAUUGUGCCAAACAAAUUAUAUCGUGUAAAUUGGAAUUACUUAUCAACGUAUUCGUCAAGUUUCUACAAGACUCAUGCAGCGGCGCGGUUUUAGAAUGGGCAAGAACGGGUGAGGUGCGCGCGCGUCGCCACGACGCGCAUCGGUCAACAUGUCUUUUUUUAAUAAUCUGAAGAAGGUGCUGCACCUCGGCAGCGGCAACGAUGCGAAAAAGAAAAAGGUGUUCAGCAACAUUCGCGACAACAGCGACCCCAACGAGAACUGGGACAUGAUCGGCGAGCUCGGCGACGGGGCGUUCGGCAAGGUGUACAAAGCGCAGCACAAGAGCACCGGGCAGCUGGCCGCCGCCAAGAUGUGCGUGCUGGACAACGAGGACGACCUCGCCGACUUCACGGUCGAGAUCGACAUACUCACCGAGUGCCGGCACCCGAACGUCGUCGGGCUGCACGAGGCGUACUUCGUCGACAACAAGCUGUGGAUGCUGCUCGAGUACUGCGACGGCGGCGCGCUCGACUCGGUGAUGUCGGAGCUGGAGAAGGGGCUGAACGAGUCGCAGAUCGCGUACGUGUGCCGCGAGAUGUGCGCCGGCCUCGAGUUCCUGCACUCGCGCCGCGUCAUACACCGCGACCUGAAGGCGGGCAACGUGCUCGCCACCAUGGCGGGCGGCGUCAAGCUGGCGGACUUCGGCGUGUCCGCCAAGAACAAGUCGACGCUGCAGAAGCACGACACUUUCAUCGGCACGCCGUACUGGAUGGCGCCGGAGGUGGUGCUCUGCGAGACGUUCAGGGACAACCCGUACGACUUCAAGGUGGACAUCUGGUCGCUGGGCAUCACGCUGAUCGAGUUCGCGCAGAUGGAGCCGCCGAACCACGAGAUGACGCCGAUGCGGGUGCUGCUCAAGAUACAGAAGAGCGAGCCGCCCGCGCUCGACCAGCCCAGCCGCUGGAGCAAGCACUUCAACGACUUCAUCUCCAAGGCGCUCGUCAAGGACCCGGAGAAGCGUCCGACGGCCAGCGAGCUGCUGAAGCACGACUUCGUCAGCGGCGAGCUCGACUCGAAGCCGCUGCGGGAGCUGCUGCUCGAGUACCGCGCCGAGGUGGUCGAGGAGGAACUGCUGGACGACGAGUCGGAGCGGCGGCGGCGGGCGCGCGCGAGCCGGGAGCAAUAUCAGAGGCAGCGCGAGUGUCAGCCGUCGUCGAAGGAACAUCGCAGCUCCCAAAUGCAGAUGGAGAUAGAAGAUGACUCGACGUCCGUCCGGUCGGGCGAGACGCCGGACAUCAAGAUGUCGGAGCCCGAGCCGGCGACGGGCGCGGCGCCCGCCCCCGCGCGCCCCACCUCCCCGCCCUCGCCGCGCGCCGCCUCACCGGCGCCCGCGACCGCGACCACGCCCGCGACCGCGACCGCGACCACGCCCGCGACCGCGCAGGCGACCGUGACCGCGCCCGCGACCGGCGCGGCGCCGGUGCCGGCGACGAAGCGGCCGCACGACGACGACCAGCCGCACGCUGACAGGAAGCCGCCCGCCCCAAAGAAAGAGAAGGGCCCCGCGCCGCCGCCGCCCGCGUCCCUCGCCACCGGCGCGACCCCUACCACCCCCACCACUCCCACGACCCCCACGAUCCCCGCGACCCCCACGACCCCUGCGACCCCGGUGACCCCGGUGACCCCGCCGCCGUCGCAGUCCCGCGGCGCGCGCAAGCAGCCCGCGCCGCCGCCGCCCACGCCGGCGAGCCCCACCACCGCGGGGAAGCUUAUCGUUGACCAGGUGUGUCGAGAAGCGGAAAAGGCGGUCGAGAAAAAAUCACAAAACACGGAAAAGAUAGACGUAACGGAAAUAGACAAACCAAAGCCAGAUAGAAUAGAGAUCAAAGACGAGAGGACAAACGUCGACGUGGACAGGCAUAGAGCGAAGAGCCUCGACGUCAACAGAAACAGCACCGAAAUAGACAGGAACAGAGUCGACUGCAAGGAGACUACAAGGAGCAUCGAAGUCGAGAAAAAGCUCGACGGCAAACCGGACGUUAGGAAUAGCACGGAAACGGAAGCGCAUAGAGCAGACGUGAAAUCCGAUAAGAGGACCAGCGUGGAGCUGGAGGGGAACAGAAUCGACGUCAGACUUAGAGAUACUAGAACGGCUGUCGACAACAAACCCAAGGCGGAUGUCAACGUGGACCUGAACAGGACAGAAAUUAAAAAGGACAUUGAGAUCAAAGUGAGCCCGGACGCGGCGGACAAGAGACUUGGCCAAGUGAACGACGUGAAGCGAAGGAGCAUGGAGAUCAACGAAGCCGUGAAGCACAACGAGAAGGUCAAGGUGAGAAAGAGUCUCGACGACGUGAGAGUCGCUGUGGAGAGACCCGGCGUUGACGUGAACGCGAAGAGUGGUGAAGAGAUUAGAGGCGACAUGGAACGCGCGCGGUCCACGGACGAGAUCGAUAGGGGCGACGGGAAGAGAGUCAGCGCCGAAGUGAGCCGGAUAGAGUCACGGUCUCGCUCCGUCGACGACAAGGAUCGAGUGGAGAUGGGAAGAGUGAUAAGAGAUUACGCGAGAUCGGGCUCGAUUGAGGAGAAUAAGGCGCAGAGCUCGUUCGAGAUACGCCCGGUUUCGGUUGCGCGUGCGCAGGCGCAGGCGCAGGCGCAGGGGCAGACGCAGGGGCGGCAGGCGGUGACGGUGGUGUCGGUGAGCGCGGAGCCGAACUCGCUGGCGGCGGCGCCGUGCGGGCUCGUCACCGUCACCACCACGCACCCGCCCGUGCUCACCACCGCCAAGCGGCUUCCGCCGAACGCGGUGACCAUAUCCAGCACGCCGCCGAUAGCCGACGAGGUGGUGAUCGUCGGCGGCGGCACGGCGAGCGUCAUCACCGGCGGCGGCACUACCGGCUCAUCAUCCGAUGAUGACUGCUUCGCGCCCUCCAGCCUCGACUCGCUGGACUGCACCGCGUGCUAUACAGAGAAGUCCCGCGGGCGGAGGCUGGACAGCAGCGAAGUGCUGAUACUGAGCCCCGGCGCGGGCGACUCGGGCGUGUUCGACGACUCGCACAACUUGAACUUGGACACGUCCCACGUCUCAGUGGUGGAGGUCGGCGCGUCGGAGGUGCGCGUCCGGGAUUCGGCCGCUACGCACAUAGCGCUGCCCGCGGAGAGCGCGCGGCUUAGCCCGGACAGCUUCGAGAGCCGGCGCUCGGACAGCGGGUCGGGCCGCUCGGAGCGGUCGCGGCGCGGCGACGCCGACUCGCUCGCGACCACCGCGUCGCACGACUCCGCGCUGCUCAACGGCGGCGCGAGGGUGAACAAAGACAGUCAGAGCAUAGAGGAGAACGGCGAGCCGGAAGUGGUGCUGCGGCGGAAACCGCAGGAGAACGCCAACAGGAUACAGAGGUCGAAGGAAGACAUCCACAUGGCGAAUCUUAAGAAGAAGACGCGCAAGCGCACGAGAAAAUUCGAGAUCGACGGCGUUGUGGUCACCACCACCACCUCCAAGGUGAUAUGGGGCGACGAGGAGAGCGGCCGCACGUGGGACGACCACGCGCUGCGCAAGCAGGAGCUGCGCGAGAUCAAGAUGCUGCAGAAGCAGGAGCAGAAGCAGUUCCAGGACCUGAACGCGAAGGAGCAGCAGCUGCGCGAGCAGCAGGACAAGAGGUUCGAGGCGGAGCUGGCGUCGCUGUGCCGCGCGCACGAGGCGGACCUGGAGACGCUGGCGCGCGCGCAGCGGGCGGCGGCCGAGCGCGCCGAGCAGCAGCUGGAGGGCGAGCUGCGCGCGCACGCCAAGCGCCUGCGCGCCGACCACGAGCGGGACCUGCGCCACUUCCGCGACGGCCUCAAGCAGGAGCUGCGGCUGCUCAAGCAGGAGGUGGAGCUGGUGGCCAAGGAGCGGCGCAAGGACGCGUACCGCGCGCGCCGCGCCCGCCUCGACGCCGAGCACGCGGCGCGCGAGCGGGCCUUCGUCGCGGCGCUCGCCGACGGCGCCGACGCGGUGCUGCGCCGCGUGCACGCCGCGCACCGCGAGCGGCAGGCGCUCGCCGACCGCCAGCACCUGCAGCAGCGCCACCAGAUAAUGCGCACGCGCGAGGCCGCCCUGUGGGAGCUGGAGGAGAAGCAGAUCCACGAGCGGCACCAGCUCGCCAAGCGGCAGCUCAAGGACGAGUUCCUGCUGCGCCGCCACCAGAUGCUCGUGCGGCACGACAAGGAGCUGGAGCAGAUUAAGAGGAAGAACCAGCGCAAGGAGGAGGAGCUCGCCAAGUGCCAGGCGCUGGAGAAGCGCUCGCUGCCGAAGCGGAUCCGCGCCGAGCAGAAGGCGCGCGAGAUGAUGUUCCGCGAGUCGCUGCGCAUCGGCAACGCGCACCCGCACGACGACGAGCGCGAGCGGCUCAAGAAGUUCCAAGAGAACGAGAAGCGCCGCUACCGCGCCGAGCAGCAGCGGCUCGCGACCAAACACGCCAAGGCGAGGGAGGAGCUGAAGGCAGCCGGGGAGGCGCUGCUCCGCGAGCUCGAGCAGUACCAGAACGAGAAGCGCAAGGCGCUGAUGAACCACGAGGGGAACAAGAUGAAGGCGAUCGAGGAGCGCUACGCGGCCGAGCUGCGCGACUGGCGCGCCACGCUCGGCGACAGGAAGCAGAAACUGAUUGAGACCUUCGAAAAACAGCUGGACGAUCACGAAAAGAAAUUCGGCAUCGCAAUACCGGACAGGCGGGUGUACCUAGACGUGCCCUGGCCGCAAAACGUGCUCCAGCACAUACUCUCGUCGUACCACCAGCGGAACUCGUUCAUUGGAUCCCUGUCCAGGUCUAGGACUAGCCUGAAUCUAGCUCUGACGACCGCGAACACACCGGACCUGGAGCGCAGGAGUUCCAGCCCGAACAGGUUGACCAAGUCGGCCGCGUCCAGCGCGACGAAUACGGCGAAACGGGGCAAAUUGAGUAAAGCGCAGAAAUUCGGCUCCACGUCCAAUUUGAAACUCGUGUCGGAGAAGAUCUCGGGCUUCUCGGUGUUCACUAAUCAGCAGCCGAUCAUGGCGUACGCGGACAUACCGAGGGAGGUGUCCAGAAUAGACGAGGAAUCGAAGGGAUUGACCCGCGCGAGGCCCGUGGACAAGAAGCUGAACCGGCAAAGCCUCAGCGAGCAUCUGUUCAAGCAGGUGAACAGUGAAGGUCAUGAGGCCAUGAGGAGGAGCGUCUCGCAGCAGAGCCUGAAGCAGGACGUGUCCAUGGAAGCGGUCGUGAUAGACAUGCCGUCGUUGGAGGGGAGAUACGACGAAAGGAGUGUGGCCAGCGUCAGCUCGAAGGGCAGCGACGAUGAGAGGCACUUCAGUAGAUGGGGACCCGUGCGGGGAUCGAACAGCUACUCGAAUGCCCCGAACGUCCCCGUUAGCCAACUGUCCACGUUGAAUUUGAAAACGGUGGCCAAGGAUAAGGGGAGGAGCCCACCGGACUCUGUUGCCUGAUAUGGUUUCGGUGUCUAGCGUAAAAAUAUAUGGUCUUUUGGUAUCGAUUUAGUGAGAUUUAAAGAGUGAUUUAUUUAGUCCGGUCGCAAAUGAAAGUUUUGUAUUUAUUAAUUUAUUCAGGUUCGAAAACUGAUUGUGCUAUUUUCCAGGAAGUCGUGAGUUUUUCUCGAUUUUGCAUGGCAAAAAACGGAUGUUUUAUAAAUUGUAAAAGUGUUUCGUGUUCAGUUUAGCGAGAGAUUUGUAUAAUUUUUUUUAAAAGAGUUUAUAUAUUAUAAUAAAUACGAUAAUUAUCACUAACGUGCCACGCAAUUUCUUGCAAUAUUCUUCCGUGACGCUUCCAUUUCGAUUGUUUAAAAUUUGCUAGUGUAUAGUAUAUUUGCCAUAGUUUUAGGAUUAUGAGCUUGUUUUACACGAUUCCUAGAAUUUCUAUUUCCGGAAAUAUUUUUCUAGAUUCUUUUGUUUGGGUCAACUUUAGCGGAGUGCUAAAAGUGCUAAAAUCCCUGUUUAAAUUGAUUAGUAAAAUUUUCAUAGUUAUAUUUCAGCCCUUUUAUGACGUAGAAUAACUCUGUAUUAUUAUUUAUUAAUAAUUUUAGUGUAGAACAUAGAAGUUAUCUUAAGUCGAUAUAUAAACAUUCCAGUAAAACAGUAAAACGGGCCAAGAGUUGACGACUGUUUUAAGAAAUUUUACGAAAGCCAAUCAAAUGUGGUUUUAUGCUAUUUAAAAGGAUAAUUAAAUUUGUUAUUUAAGUAAGCAUGUUAAUCUUUUGUAUAGAUAAUAUUUCUUGUGUAUUUUGCUAAAAUUAUACCUAGUCCUUUAUUACGAGCAUAUUUUUUCUAUUAGACUAUAUAAAGUCUAGUAAAAUAUUUAAAUUAGAUAAUAGAAUGUUACCUUGUUAUUAGUUUAGAUUCGCUUGAUUUCUCGCCGGCAUAAAAAUAUGAUAUCGUAUCGCUAUUCUAUAAUUUUUUUUUUUAUAUUUUUUCUCUUGUCCUAUUCAAAGGUGUAAAUAAAUGUUUAAAAAUACCGGGAUUUAUGCUCCUUUUUAAAAUAUCGAUUUGUUUUGUCUGACGGUUCGAUUAUGAAAAAUAAAAUGGAUCGUUAAGACGCGAAUCGGUAAUGUGAACGUUCUUGAAACGAUGUUUGAAAGAGAUAAAAUACGUCUAUUAUACAUAGUGCCAUCUCUUUCUAUAGCAUUCAAAUAUCGAAGUGCCUGUUCGUAACAUUUUCACAGUAUAUUUAAUCUAACCGUUUUAAACAUGUCUUAUAUGAACCGAGUCAAUAAAUCAUCGAUUAUGGCACUUUUUUAUCGAUUAUUCAUUGGCACGGGUUACAUUAGAAUAUUAUUCUUAAUUAGUACGGUUUGGAAUGUCACAAUGUUAAUGGCUAGCUUACACACAUACAUACAUACAUACAUACAAAUAGUGUUUGUGCCAGGAAUAGAUUUUUUACCGUGUAACUUAUUUAUUUUUUUUGUUUCAUGUUUCUUGCCUAUGUUAAUAUGAUAAUAUGAUAAUAGAGCUUUACGAAUCGGCAAUAACUAACGAUUAGGUCCAUAUUUAUUAACAUUAGUCGUAUAAUUAAUAAAAUAAUAUGAUAAUAUAAUUAACAAUGUAUAUUAUUUAUCCAUUGUGCCUAUAAAUUUUAAGUAACAGCGUGGUACUACUAGGGGUCUUAGAGCUAUACUGACUAGGCCAAUUUGGCGUGUGGAUAACUUCUAAAUUCUAUUGAUUUUAUUUGCUAUUUGAUAAUAAUAUAAUACGCUAUGUGCGAGAUCUAGAUCCGAUUUAAAAUGCCUAAAGUCUGAAACUAUUAGUAAUAUUUAAACACGCAUCGUCAUUUGUAAUGUGAUGUUAUUCCAUAGGUUUUUUAUUUGUUAAUUUCUAUAAAAAUUACAGACAAGUAUCAUUUUCUUUUCUUUUCUUAAUUUAUCGUGGAGAUGUUGUUAUCCAAGCACCGAACUGGCCUUGUGUCUAUAUAAAUUGGUCUAUAUAGACAUCGUACCCUCUAAGACUUCUUAUGUCUAUGGGCAUGUGUGAAGACAACGUUGUCUUCUAUCUCGCUCGUGCCGAUAGCGCUGUCUCUUUCGUAGUGUUAAAUCGGAGUGAGGACCCACAUCGCUUGGCAUGUUAACAAAUUCGAUAUGUAAAUAAAAAUGUUACGUUUUUAAUAUA